Benincasa hispida (wax gourd) is the source of this 340-nucleotide messenger RNA. The record is from RefSeq and is a predicted model, not a curated record. Lineage: Eukaryota; Viridiplantae; Streptophyta; Magnoliopsida; Cucurbitales; Cucurbitaceae.
UAGAAGAUAGAUCAUAAAAAAUUAAUCAAAACCAUAUAGAAAGAUGAAGUCGUGGUUGAUAUGUGUAGUCUUUAUUAGCAUGUUGGUGGUCGGCCCAGGAGUGGCAGCAGAAAAAAAAUAUCUUCAAUUUCUUGAUCCUUGCAAUCAACCUAAUCCACCUCCAACAUGUUCAGAAGUGAAAGAGCAGGUUGAGGCUAACCCCUAUAAUAGAGGUUGCUCUGCAAUUCAUCGAUGUCGUGGAGGAUGAUGCCAAUCAAUAUUCCAAGCCUUGCACGACGCUAAAUGUUUAAAGGAAAAAAGACUAUACAUGCCUUUAAUGUCGCAUCUUUACUAAGUUAAU